AUUGUAGCCAGGAUGAUUUAUGCUCUAUUGUUGGUAUUUUCAUUUUUUAUAGGCCAUACAACAUUCCAUGGAUCAGCAAUAUCUUCAACUUACUUAUUAAAUUAAGGGAUAAAACUCAAAUGAAAGUCAUGAAGCCAAUUUUGGAAUACUGUAAAAAAAUUGAAUAUUGUACCUAGCUCUAAUUCUGAAUUUAUCCUAUUAAUUUAAAUUAUGCUAAUAUACUUAAUGACUACUCAUUGGAAUAAUUUUUUUGAUAGAACUUUAAUGACCUCAUUCAUUUUUAUCAGAAUAAUAUUAACUCUAACGUUAUUAAAAAUAAGCUCAGUUUUAGAUUAAUGGAUAAAUCAACUGUAGUAAAAUUAAUGAGUUUAAUCAAUACCAACUCUGUUGGAGAAGAUGACCUUUCUAUAAACUAUUUAACCUCACGUUUAACUUUUUGUGAAAAAAAAAACGUUUUUAAAUAUCAACACGUUUUAUCAUGGCAAAUAGCUACAAAGCUCUAUUCUAUUAUAUUCCUUAUAUGUGGCCAGAACUGGUCAAAGAUUCAGGGUCCCUGGGCUAAUGUAGAAGUGAGGGCCCUUUUUUUAAAUAACGAAUAAACUUUACUCACUAUAAAAUACUAAUAAACAUUUAUUGACAUUGAAAUACAAUGCUCAUCCCACUCAUAUACCUAUAUAUACAUAGGAUAAUGUUGUAUAAGAGUACGCAGGCUUAUUUUUAAUAUAUAUCGCCAUCUAUUAAAUUAUCUAUGCAGUCAGUCAUGUUCCAAAUAGCAUACGACACUGGAUACAAAAAUAGAAAUAUACAUUAUCGACACACCUGUUUUAAAAAUGGCCAAGAAGUGUUUGCAUGGGUUGGCGAUCAAAUUAUUGGUGCUUGAUAAUUAGUAUUUUGUGAGGUAUCUGCAACGUUACAGAUUAACAAAUUUGAAAUAUGAGCCGUUACAAAAGAAAAAGUGAGCGGAAGCUAGUGUUCACCGAAGGCAAUAUGGAAAAGAUUAGGGAAAAAAUUGCAGAUGGUUUUUGUAAAAGAAGUAUAGCCAGGGAAAUGGGAAUAAAUGAAGCAGCACUAAGAAAACGGUUAAAAGCAGGAACGAUCCCCAGCUCCUUAGGACGAAUCAAAACUGAUAUACCUUUAGAUAUGGAUGCUGAUUUGGCCCAACAAGUAAUGGACCUGGAUUUUAGAUUUUAUGGGAUUACCAAGAAAGAUUUGAAAAUAGCGGCUUAUAAGUUUGUUGAAGCUAACAAACUUCAGCACAGGUUCAGCAAUAUUUAAAAAAUGGCAGGUGAAUCGUGGGUAAAAGGGUUUUGUCAAAGACACAAAAUAGUACUUCGGCAGCCAGAAAAAUAUUCAAUGAAUCGAAUAAUGGGGUUCAAUAAAGGCCAGGUAGAUCGUUUUUUUUUUAAUCUUAAGACUCUUUAUGAAAAAAGAAACUACCUAUCAAAUUCAAUAUACAACAUGGACGAAACAGGGCAUCCACAGUCCCUAAUAAAUUAUCCAAUGUUUUAUCCAUCAAAGGCAAAAAACUGGUCGGAAAAGUAGCUAGUGCAGAUCAGGGACAGCUCGUUACAGCGGUAUGUUGUUUUAGCGUUGCGGGGACAUAUAUUCCUCCGGCUAUGAUAUUUCCCAGAAAAAAGAUGAAAGAUGAGCUCUUUUUAAAUGCACCUACUGGUACCUGCAAAAUGAUAUCGCACUCUGGGUUUAUAAACAAAGAAUUAUUUUGUCAGUGGUUGCGGCAUUUCAAGAGCUACAGCAAACCUAGUGCCGAAAAUCAAGUAGGGAAAUUCUGCAGGGAUAACUAUAUUGAUUUACUCUCCCUACCACCUCAUGCAAGCCACAGGAUGCAACCACUGGAUGUUGGUUUCUUUGGCCCAUUAAAGUGUGCUUACAAUAGAGAGUGUGAUAAGUGGAUGGUAAGUAACCCUGGAAAGGUAAUAAUGCAGAUGCAAGUUGCCGGACUAUUUAAUCAAGCUUACACCAGCGUCGCCAAUAUUGGAAAAUCAGAAAACUCAUUCAGAGCUUCCGGAAUAUAUCCCUAUAAUCCGGAUCAGUUUAAUGAUGAUAAUUUUGCCCCUUCCUGUGUGACAGACGCACCUUUUAAUACUCCAGACGCACCUAAUUAUACAGAGAAUGCCCAGCUCAAUGAUGAAGUUGUGGUGGAAAUAGAUGAUCCCGACCCUUCCACAAGUAUUCCGAUACAUGCAACACCUCCAGAUAUAGUCUGUGAAGACGGGGUACUUAUAUUAAAGAAUUCGUCUACUUUUGAGGAAGAGGCUUUAAAUCGGUCGAUCUCAGCUUCAAAAAUUUUACCUUUGCCGCAAAUAAAAGAAAAACCAAAUCGCUCUAGAUCAAGAUCACAGAAAUCCGAAACACUCUGUAGUAUUCCAUUCAAGGAUGAACUUCAAGAACUUGCCGGAAUUAAGAAAGGAAAAGAAGAAAAAGAAAUUGAAGCAGCAAAGAGAAAACUAGUUGUUACUGGCUCAAAACCUCAGAAAACAAAAAAGGUAAAAAAGAAAAUUAGUAAAGGUGUCGAAAAGGAAGCCCAGGAUGUGGAGAAUUGUACUCAGAAUUAUUUGAAGAUGAUGACUUGAUUAUAUGUUCUUGGUGUAACAGUUGGUGGCAUGAAUCUUGCACCACAUAUGUAAUGGGAGACUUUGUUUGUUUUAAUGUUUAGUGAUACUACGUUUUUCAUUUUCCUUUAAGGAAUAUUUUUUAAUUUUGUAUUACUUUCAAUAAACUUACCUUUUCUAUAUGAAAUCUUUUCAUUUUAUGAGUAAACAAUCAAAUAUAACAUGACGUGCAACUAUAUCUUAGAGAAAGAUAUAGUGCGUACUCUUAUACAACAUUACUCUCUAUUAAUCAAAGCACCAAAAAAUAUAAAGCAUAUUAGAAUUUUUAUCUCUUCAAAAUAAUAGUAAUAAAAGUAUCAUCUGUGUUCUGUAUUUGUUGAUAUUUCUAUUUUGUCGAUGGUUGUAGGUGAAUUGAAUCGUAUGUCCUGAAGUAAUUUUAUCGAAUUUUUUUUCAUGUAACUCACAUUACAUUUUUGCCUCUUCCUGCGCCUUGUUCUUCUGUUCGUUACCUGUCCUUGCCUUUAGCAUUUUUAAGGAUGCAUCAAGUCUAUGUUCAAUCUUUGAAGUGAUUGGUUUAAACAUUUUUUACCAUUAAAACAUACCUACCAUAAAGCAUAACACCAUUUAAACCUAA
Messenger RNA from Anthonomus grandis grandis, 3204 nucleotides. RefSeq lists its product as uncharacterized. The transcript is spliced from 2 exons. The coding region runs from base 1617 to 2591 and encodes 324 amino acids. The record is from RefSeq and is a predicted model, not a curated record. NCBI's taxonomy places the organism in Eukaryota, Metazoa, Arthropoda, Insecta, Coleoptera, Curculionidae. Gene Ontology annotation, molecular function: nucleic acid binding.